UCCAAUAUGGCGUCAAAAUCGCUUUUUGUCGAUUUUAUAAAAGUUUGCGCUUGAAACACGUAAAACUACAUUCUUUCCAAUUAUUAUUUAUUGUAUGCAGUGAUGCCUUAUUGUUCCACAAUAACUUGAGUAUCCAACAAUGUCCGAUUCAGACACAGAGUUUGAGAAAGCUCUGACUGAGCUGAAAACUUUGCAGUCGAUGAUUGACUAUAUUGAACAGCACCUGAAAGGACUUAGAACGCAGUGUGCGCCCAAUGAUGAAUUCACACAAAAAGAGAUACGUGUCACAGAGGGCAAACUUGUGUUGUAUGUGAGCAAGCAGAUUAUUAUCAAGAGCAAGAUAACCAGUGAGGCCUUACAUGAUGAACUUGUCGAGUACCCGAAUACAAAACAAUGGCUGUCCUGUGUUGGUUUGCCAGAAAAUACAAUCAAGGGUUUGAUGAAGGAAGAGGAAAACUUGAGCCUGUACACGCUGUUGGAACUAUCAGAGACAGAUAUAAAAACAAAACUACUGAAACAUAAUGCCAGUAAUGAAGAUGCAAGACGGUUGAACCUCUCUCUCCGUAACCUUAAUAUAGCUACAGAACGGGAGUUAUCAGGCGGUAACAGUACCUCGGGUGACAGUGAUGUUGAACUGCACUGGACAAAUCCAGAGUCCACAUCGUCAUAUGAUUAUAUAGCAAGGAGAAGUCCACGACCGUCGACAUCAUCUAUGUCAUCGUCAGACAAUUCUACAACAAUGAGUGCCCCAGCUCAGACACACAGUACACCUCCGUCACCGGUGCCUCAUGCGCAUAAUGCACACAAUGAGAGACUACGUUCAGUAGGGUAUACUCCCCCACCGACUCCGCCUUCAGUUCGGACACCAAAGACAAAGUAUCCAAUUACCCCACCACCUCAGAAGAAGAUGUUGUUAUUCCCAGAAUAUCCUACCAUCAGUAGAAGCAAGUCCCAGGAGUCUCAGUUAGCUCACAAAGUGCAGGAUAUAGACCCAGUCAGGUCUGGCAAGAAGAAGCACAUAAAAGAGCUGAAUCUAGGCAGUAAUCCUUAUGUGAAUAUCAGCGGUAGCCAUGACAUCCUGGCUAUACGACGUCCUUCUAAUGAGCAUGAAACGGGUAGAAGCAGCCGGGGUCCGGCUUCACCUAUAGUCAACUCACCAAUCCAUUCACCACCUUAUGUACAAGGCCAGUUAGGGGAUGGAACUUUAAUGGUGCCAGGUUUGAUGGGGACUCAUGUGAUGAAACAUCAAAUUAACCACAAAUUAAUCACAAAAUUAUUGUUCGGGAGUACCUGUGAUGUUUGUGGUAAAACUAUUUUUAGAGGAAAACAAUGUAAAUAUUGCAAAUUUAAGUGUCAUAAAGAUUGUGUACAUAGAGAAGCUCCAAGCUGCGGUCUUUCAGAUGAAAUGGUCAACUUGGCCAACAAAACAUACUUUGAAGUCUAUCCAGAGAGAAGACACUCCCAUUCCUUCUUGCAUGAAAUUACUACCAUGUUAAAGAAGCCUAAAAAGCGUGCCUCAAAUCCGAGAAGAACGCCCGAGUUACAGCGUCAUGGAAAGCACGUGUUGCCAGCGUUCCCGGUGCCAGACUCGAGUUCAGCUUCCUCAUCUAACUCAUCCACACAUUCCUCACCGAUCCCGCACGGCAUGUCGUCGGGAACGUACACCUCGCCAUCACCUUAUCCAUCACCUCAUGUACAGCAAAUACACUCAUUCCAGUUUCCAGAUACAUUAUUGUCGGAGAGUUCUACAGAUGUAACACAAACAGAGCCUGUCUUCUCUACAGACUGGGAUAAAGAUGUAGAUGUAGUAAGCACAAAUACAUCAAAUGACAGUGAUAAAACUAUUGUUGAUAGUAAUACAUCAGAAGUGACCCUGCUGGACAGGGUUGACUCUGUAGAUAGCCAGGAUGAUCCAUUAGGUCAACAUACCUGGAAAAGAGUUUAUAGUCUUUCAGUAGCUUUAAAGGAGUGGGACAUUCCAUAUGAAGAGUUGAUUCAAGACGACCCAAUAGGCACGGGACGUUUUGGAACUGUGUAUAAGGGUCAGUGGCAUGGUGAUGUUGCUAUUAAGAUGUUAAACAUGGACCCAGACACAGACAACGCUGCACAACUGUCUGCAUUUAAAUUAGAGGUUGCAAUGCUGAGAAAAACACGACACGAGAAUCUGGUAUUGUUUAUGGGAGCUUGUAUGAAACCUCCUCAUCUAGCUAUAGUAACAAGUUUAUGUCGAGGCAGCUCACUGUUUACGUUGUUGCAUGUAAGAAAAGAGAAGUUUCAAAUGAGUAAAAGUAUCAUUAUAGCGCAGCAGGUGUCACAGGGCAUGGGAUACUUGCAUGCUAAAGGCAUUGUGCAUAAAGAUUUGAAGACAAAGAACAUCUUCUUUGACAAAGAUAAAGUUGUGAUCACAGAUUUUGGUUUAUUCAAUGUUACCAAACUCUGUCAUGCUAAUAGACAUUCAGAUCGCCUACAGAUCCCACCAGGUUGGUUGUGUUAUCUCUCUCCAGAGAUCAUCAAGUCCCUGCAGGCGGGGGCAGCCUAUGCUAACACUGAACUUCCUUUCUCAGAAAUGUCGGACGUUUAUGCGUUUGGCACUGUAUGGUACGAGUUGUUAAAUGGCAACUGGCCGUUUGAUCGUCAGCCUCCAGAGAGCAUCAUAUGGCAGGUGGGUCAUGGGCUCAAACCAUCAUUUGGCAGUAUUAAAGGAUCCAAAGAAGUUAAGGACAUGUUGCUGGUAUGUUGGUCUUUCAAUCCGGAUGACAGACCCAGUUUUAGUCAGCUGCUGAAGAUCAUGGAACGGUUACCACGGAAACCAUUUACCCGAAGUCCGUCACACCCUAUACACCUUCUUUCACGUAGUGCUGACUCACUUCAUACAUCCUGAUAUUAAAUAUCCUGGCAAUGGAUUAGCCAAAAAUCUUUUUAUAUUUUGAAUUAAACAUUCUGAUUUGUUAAAAGGUUGUUUACUUUAGGUCUCAAGUUUUAGGAACAACUUAUUGUAGAAUGAUAUAUUACAAUUAUAAAUGGACUCAAGGUCAAGUCAGAAUGCCUUACUGCAAACCAAAGUCGUAAUCCUCGCUGUUAAUGAAUUAAGAAACUUCAGUUAAAACUUGAUAUCUCAAAUUUGAAGGGAUUGAGCGUUUAACUUUGAGAUAACCGAAAUAGGGCUUAAAAUGCUAUUUUCUGUACGUGUUAUGAGGACGGGACUUAAAAAUGUCUUUAAAAUAGCCGGAAUUCUGAGAUAAGCAAGUUCGAGAUAUCGACUUUCAACUGUACCUGCAGAUCUGGGUCGGUAGUCAUCAAUGUUUUAAGUUUGAACUUCAAAAUGCUCUCUGUUACUUAAGCUGUUAUCUAAAUUGGCAUGGAUUGUAAAGAAAAGUAGCAUGAAUGUAACUUCCAAAGUGACAAACAGCUCAGCAAAUUCUUGAUACUGUAAUGGUAUUGACUAUAAAGAUGGUUGUAGCCAAAUGAAUAAUUUGGGUUAUUAACAUUUAGACUGCAGGUGGCAUGUACUUCUGCCUUUGCGACCAGUGCAGACCAAGAUGAACCUGCACAUCCGUGCAGGCACAUCUUGGUCUACACUGUUCGCUAUUCAGUCAGAAAAUUUUCAGUUAACACGCCUUCAAACAAUAAAUGGUACUGCCCAUGGCAAACUGAAUGAUAGACAAGUCCAUUUUAGAAAUUUAGCAGCAAAGGUUAAUUCUGAGGAUAAGUUUCAGACUUCAAAAAUUGAUGAUAAAGUUUAGCCAUAUGGUAGUCCAUUUUGAAAUAGAAUUUGUCUGUUUUCAUCUCUCCAAGUUCUACAAGAAUUGACAAUGUAAUGUUUGUAUCUUUCUGUGAUUCGGCAGUUUAGAUUAAGUCAAAGCGGUACGUUAUUUGGAACGCUUUGUACAAUUACUUUUCAAAACUACUACUAUAUUUUCAGUUCUACCAGUAAAUCUACUCUAUUUAUUUAAAUUAUCUUACAGUAACUAUAUUUUAGGUUUUACUCUAUAUUAUGACACAUUGCCGUAUUGUCUGGUCGCAAGUAUACAGUUAUGCCUUAAACACAGUAAGGCUUGAAAAAUAUGACAAUAAUUUAGAUAGUCCUACCAGAUAGUCCUACAUUGUUUGGCAGUACUAGAUUACAUCAUUAUGGUAAGUAUGUGAUAGUUUUACUUAACCUUUAGCAUGCUAGAUGAAUUGUCGUCUGCUGGAAAUGUCGUCUGCUAAAAUUGUAAAGUUCAUUCAGUUUGCUCCAAAAUUGGAAGAAAUAUUGUCAGAGUAGCAAACAGCUUGGAACCUGAUCAGACGCCGAUUUAAUCGGCGUCUGAUCUGGUUCCAAGCUGUUUGCAAAGGCUGUUAAAUUCGCCUGCAGCAGGCUAAGGGUUAAUUAAUUAAAAAACAUGGUAGGAAGUUACUUUUUUGUAGGUGUAAAGAAUUUAAAAAAAUAUACCUAUACUAAUGGACAUUGUCACAAGAUUGCAAACACAUCUAAAUGUUCAAAGAAGUAAAUUUAAUUGUGAAAAACUGAGGUUUUUUACUGUUUAGCAGAGCAUAAGGUAGGUUAUGAACGGUUAUUUACAACUGAAUCAGAUUUUAAUUUUUGAUGACAUACUUCUCACAGUGGAUGAAAAAUCAGCAUUGUAACGAUGACGUGCAUAUAUACAUAAAUUCUAUGGCCAGUGGGGGGAAAAUUGACUAGCAUCAUUGAGGUAUUUAACAAGCAUAGAAAACUUGAGUAUUUAUAAUGGGGAUGGUAUCUAUACUUCACUGUAGGAGUUUUUAGUUCACCAAAGCACAAAGUGCUCGAGAUGAGCCAUUUUGAUCACUCAUUGUCUGUUUGUCUUCUGUCUGUCAACAUUUUUUUCAGACAAUAUCUCCUCUGAAACCAUUAGUAGGAAAUUGAUGAAACUUGUCUUGGGUGAUUUUAGUGGUAAAUUUAAAAAAUAUUGUCAGAAACUGCUGGCACAAAUUUGAAAAGAAGAAAAACCUCCAAACAUCAUCUUUUAAACCACUGGCCCUGCUUGAAAAUAAUAUCACAGAAAUUUUCCUUUUGUGACUCUCUACCAAAAUUGUUAAAAACCGAUUCUGAUUUGUCAAAAAAAUGGCUGCCAAGAGUUGGUAUAGUUUUCUAUUUCUGAAAAACUUCCAAAACCUCUGAAUAGGCAGGCCAGUUUUUAAAGUUAUUUGGCAGAAAUGCAAUGUGUUAAACUGGUUUAGGUGUGAAACUCUGGUGAGCAGUAUAGGGCCAUCAUAGCCCUCUUGUUUUUCAGUUUAAUUUUAUGUUGAAAGAUAGAUGGCUUGAAAACCAAUGGCAGUUUUAAUAGGGCAAGUCUACAUUUUAUGUAGUUUCUGAAACUGUUCCUUUAAUACUUCUGUGAAGAACUCAGUAAACUAGUUCAUUUCCACAAACAAUUUACAUUUACAAACCAUUGAAAUAUGGCUUAUACUUAAUGCCUGUUUUUGUCAUACAUGUCUAUGUUUCUGUAACAUAGUUUCAACACUUAAGAUGCCUUAAGAAUAUGCCUUCCAAACUUUUGGCUAGAGCAAGAAGUAUGGAAAAUAUUUUUAGUAUGAUCUUUAUGAUCUAUUUUGGGCAUUUGAAAUGUGAUUGGUUUUAUUUGAAAUCGCUAGAAUGUAAUAGCUUGAACUUUAAUGAAACCGCUUGAACUACAGUGAAAUAACUGGCACUGUAGUAAAAUAGCUUGCUCUAGAAUGAAAUUUUUUGGUGUUACAAUGAAAUAGCUGGUUCUACCAUGAUAUUGUUGGCACUACAGUGAAAUAGUUGGCUCUACAAUGAAAUAGCUAGCACUACAUUGAAAUAGCUUGCUUUAUGAUAAAAUAGCUGGCUGUACAAUAAAAUAGCUGACUGUACAUUGAAAUUGCUGGUACUACAAUAAAAUAGUUGGCACUACAAUGAAAUAGUUGGCACAACAUUGAAAUAGCUAGCACUACAUUGAAAGAGCUGGCUCUACAAUAAAAUAGCUGACUUGACAAUGAAAUAGCUGGCACUACAUUGAAAAUGUGGACAAUUCAUUUUAUGAACAGAAAAAUAGUUCUUCUGCAGAAUUUCCUAUUAGCUUUUUAGGUAAACUUUAACUGGUUUUGAGAAAUAUUCUUUUUAUUUACUGAAAAUAUUACUGUUUCUCAUCUUCAGUUUUUGACACUUGGGCUAUGAGCAGAGCCAUGGUACAUUUCAUUUAUAAUAUAGAUUUGGUUAUUUGUUAACCCUUACCAUGCUGGACAUGAUUGAUUCUGCCUUUGCGACCAGUGCAGACCAAGAUCAGCCUGCACAUCUGUGCAGUCUGAUCAUGGUCUGCACUGUUCGCUAUUCAGUCAGUAAAUUUUCAGUGAACACCCCUUCGAAUAAUAAAUGGUAUUGCCCAUAUUGAAUGAUGGACCAGUCUAUUUUAGAAAUACAGCAGGGGUUAAAGCCAAAAAAAGAAAUGCACAGUGUAUGUAAGGUAUUUAUGAAGUAUUCGGACAUAUUCUAUCUAUGUUAAACUGGUGUAAUACAUACCAUAUCAUAAUAAAUGAAGUAUUCCUUUGUCCAUAUAUUAACAAAUCUAAUUAAUAUUAACUUUUUUUGUCAUAUCAUGAAUAUUUAUAGAACAUGUUAUCAUGCAUAUUCAUAAAAUGUGAUCAUUUUGUCCUUUGGACGUUAAAAUACAUCAUAACUGUUUUCCUAAGAUUUAUUGUUUUUAUUUGUAGGAAUAGAAAGUUUAACUGUUUUUUUUUUUAUGUGUUUUUUUUAAGUGAUGACUGUUUUUAUCUAUGUGUUUUUAAGUGUGAUAUAUACAUGUUUGUUCUUAGUUUUGAUUAUGUACAUGUAGUUGUUAAAGAGUGUAUAUAACAGAUUUAUUUAUUAUUGAAUUGUUUCUGAUAAGUGUGGUUUUAAUAGCUUACAAGCUUCUUGUUUUAAGGUAAGGAAAAAACUGAAGAAAAAGAAGGCUGGAUUAGUGUAAAGUUAUAGCAAUUUUUCUAAUACUUGAGCCGUGCCAUGGGAAAACCAACAUAGUGGUUUGCGACCAGCAUGGAUCCAGACCAGCCUGCGCAUCUGCGCAGUCUGGUCAGGAUCCAUGCUGUGCGCUGACGGUUUCUCUAAUUGCUAUAGGCUUUGAAAGCGAACAGCGUGGAUCCUGAUCAGACUGUGCGGAUGUGCAGGCUGGUCUGGAUCCAUGCUGGUCGCAAAGCCACUAUGUUGGUUUUCUCAUGGCGCGGUUCACUUAAUCAAUCUUCUGGCAGUUUAGAGUUAAAGGUCCUUAUUUUUCCUCGAAUGAAUUAAAACCUGUUUGAAAUCACAAUGUUGAGUCUUGUUUCCUGUAUUUCAACAUGUAAACCUGUUUUCAAGUAGUGGACCUGUAACGGCAUUCAGCAGUUUCCGUUGGAUUCCAUAUUCUCAUCUCCGUGAGCGAGUGGUUAAGGUCACUGACUUAAAAUCUCUUGCCCCACACCAAAAUGGGUUCGAUCGAACCUCACUCGGGGCAUUCAGUGCUUCAUGUGAUCAUGAGGAAGUUAUCCGGCUGGCUUACAAAAAGCCAGUCGUUUACCCAGGUGCCUGCCCGUGAUAAAGUAAAGCACUGAGGGGCACUUAGGGGUCUUCCUCAACAAUCAAAGCUGGAAAGUUGCCUUGUGACCUAUAAUUGUGUUGGUGUGACGUUAAACCCAACAAAAAUAUAUAUAUAUAUAUAUUCUUGUCUGUUAUUUAGACAUGUUUGGGUGAUAAAUUUAGUCCAUACAAGCAAUGGUUUCGGUGGAAAAUUCCAAAAUCACAUUCAAAGAAAAGUAAAUGAAACGGAAAUUACCAUUGUCGUUAUGGGUUCUCUACAUUAAGCCAACAGUUUUUUACCUUCUUAUAAGUUGUGAUUUUUGACGGUACCAGCAAACAUGCAAUAAUUUGUAAGUAACGAAUGCUGUAGAGAGAUAAAUUAGAUACAUUCCAAAGUUACAAGUGCUGAUAAUUGUGAUGUCUUUGUAAUGUAUACGGUACGUUAAUAUUCUUACUAUAAUCAAUGUAAUAACAAAAUAUAUACAAAUAUUUACUUCCAAAAAAAAAAUGUAAUGUUAUGAGGCUAUAAUUAGUAUAAGUACGGUAAAUCUAUGUAAUGAUUGUCUUUAUCAGUUAUUUGCUCAUUCUCAUGUAUGUAGGGAAAUUGAUUACAUGUGUUUCACUGAAUUUUUGAAAUAUGAAGAGUAAAAAUUAUUUUUUUUCGGGGGAGGGGCGGGGGGGCUACUUUUCUUGGAUUUCGUUGUUGUUGGUCCACAAAAUUUAAUUCCAACAAAACAAAACAGUAUAAGGAAGAUGAAUUUUAUGUUUGAAGGUCAAAUCCUCAAAUUUAUAUCCCAUGAAAUAGCCAUUUUGGUGGAAACACAAUUUUAGUCCCAUGAAAUAAAAUGUUUUCACGCUUGAAAUUAAAUGUUUUCACACGAUAUUUUUUACUGGCACUUGAAUGUGGAAGUGUAUUAAUUAUAAAUAAUAGGGAAUUCUUGUCAAAGAUAAACUUCAAUAAAAUCAAAAGAUGUUCUUAAAGUACAACAGGACGUAUUCAUACCUUAAUAUUAAAUGUUAUAGAAAUAUGUAACUCUCAUAGAAUUAUUUAAAUCCUGCUUACAUGAACUCUUGUGACCUCAAAAUUUUGUGAUGAUGUCAUGAUGCAGCAUGUGAUGUUAUGUGGAUGAAAUGGUUUAUAAAAUGACCCACACCAUGAGAAAACCAACAUAGUACGAUUGCAACCAGCAUGGAUCCUUACCAGCCUGCGCAUCUGCGCAGUCCGGUCAGAAUCCAUAUUGCUUUCAAAGCCUAUUGUAAUUAGAGAAAGUGUUAGCGAACAGCAUGGAUUCUGACCAGACUGUGUGGCUGCUAGGACUGGUUUCAAAGGCACUGUGUGUGUUUUCUCAUGGCGUGGCUCAAAUGUUUCAGAUGACAUGAAACUCAUUAUUGGAUCUGGUGUCUACUCUGGAAGAGAUAUAUGUUCUAUCUAUUUACUACAUAAAAUCAAAUAUCAACAGACAUUGUUGAGCGAUUUGCGAGACACAUCUUUUUAGCAAUGACAUGUUUAAACAGACAAGCCAUAGAUACAUGUGAUUUAAUAAAACACACUAUCCAUAUGCUUAUGAACAAUCUUCGAAUAUAUUUUACAAGUUCACAUGAAUUCAUCAAAGGUUUCCAAAACGUGUUCGACUCACCCAGGAAAACCCAAUGUCUGGAAACCUGAUCCUUUUCCAUGUCUUUUAUAUACAAUAUGUCAGAGUAACUAUUAACACUUGAUAUAGAACAUAUCCUCAACACUGAGGUUACUUAUCAUUAUGUAAGUGAAAUACCUGUUAAAAUAACAUAAUCAUUGUCGUUUUUUUUUUGGUCAGUAGGUCAAAGGUCACAGGGGCUUGAACCUUGUAAAACUAUUACAUGCAAUAACUAAAGAACCAGUUGACCUGUUACUUUGAAACUUGGUAGCAUGAUUGAGUGAACUGGAUAACCCAUAAAGUUUUAGGGUUAGUAGGUAAAGGUCAUAGUAACCAUGUGACUAAAAUAGGACAACCCAUCAUGGAGGGGGUGCAUACAUGUUUUACAAACAGCUCUCUAUUAAUUGUAAGCUUUUAUGAAAAAUAGGUUUAGGAAAAAACAAUGUUCUAGUAAGAUAAAUAUAUUUAACUUGGAGUCGUUGUUUCAAAUAAAUUUGACCUGAAGUUGUUUUAACCACAACUCAGUUUUUUCCCUUGCAGAAAGUUAAGCCCUUUUGGUAUUCUUUCGUUUAAGUUUUGUAUGAGACUCUGGGAUAGUCCAGCAUCACUGUUGGCAUAAAAUUUAGGUAACAUGCUAAUCAUUGUCUUUCCCUCAGAUCAGCAGUAAAAUAGAAGUGUUAUUGUAUACCUUGCAUGGGCAAGUAAAAAGUUAUAUUUUGUUUUUUUUCUUUUGUUUGUGACAGAACUAGAACUGUAAUGUUAAGGAUGAUAUCUAUGUAUGUUGUUUAAAGGGUGAUAUGUCUUCUCUCAUAUCUGUUCCAGCCUUUUUAAAGUAUGUUUUGUGCAAUAUUAAGUCUUAUGUAUAUAUAUAAAAAUAAAUGAUUAUGGAAAAUUAAAAUUUAUCAUAAAAUUGUAAA
This is a messenger RNA of Mercenaria mercenaria, 10079 nucleotides long. Its product is annotated as kinase suppressor of Ras 2-like. Gene Ontology annotation, molecular function: protein kinase activity; ATP binding. The transcript is spliced from 22 exons. Gene Ontology annotation, biological process: protein phosphorylation. NCBI's taxonomy places the organism in Eukaryota, Metazoa, Mollusca, Bivalvia, Venerida, Veneridae. The coding region runs from base 140 to 2881 and encodes 913 amino acids. The record is from RefSeq and is a predicted model, not a curated record.